Molecule: messenger RNA, 2016 nt
Organism: Durusdinium trenchii
Lineage: Eukaryota; Dinophyceae; Suessiales; Symbiodiniaceae
Source: the annotation of a GenBank genome assembly
AUGAUUGCUUACCUUCCCCUUGCCGCAAUCGAUUUGAAGCCGCCUCCUGAUGGAUAUCCUUGCAUUGGUGACUUCACCACCACAUGCCUGUCAUUCUUGUUUUCAGGAUCCAGGCUCCACAGAGAGCCUCUAGAUGUCGCUUUGACCAAGACCCCAGAAGGCACUCACACGUUUACUCUGAAGAAGGGAUUUACAAGAUUGACAGCGCCCUUGCUGUUGCUCAUGAUUGCCAGCGACAUGGAUCCCAUUGCUGGGAAGGACAUUGGCGACACCGAGACGCACAGUUUUGAGAACAUACAGCUCAGCUGUCAAGGCGCUGAACGGCAGCGUAAAGAUGUAAUGAAGCUUGCAGCUCGGUUUGAACUACUGAUUCAGCAGCGCCGCCAGCGCGCGGAAUGCAAAGACCAGUCAGAUGAAGAGAUCCUUUCCAUGCUGAUCCAGCGAUACAACUCCUUCAAAGCCAACGCUGCGCUGAAGCGGUGGGACUACAAUCAAGACCUGGAAGCCAUCUUGCUGAGCAAGCCAACCCGAUUCACAGUUGAGAAAUUGGCGAUGUGGCAGGACUACAUUGGACGGACGUUGGCACAAGGCGCUCCAGCUUGCACCAGCGGGGACACUCCAGCGGAAAUUGAAGAUGGGCACUUGAAGGCUGCAGAGUACAAGAUGGCAUGUGCCAACCUGGCUCACGAUUACCGGGAAGCUGUGGCCUACAACCUUAGGCGGCACAAGGUGGAGGGAAGCAAGCAUGUGGCACAAGUAUUGCACAUGAGAGACCAAAUCGAGAUCGGCUUGGACGUCGUCACUCAGUUCACGCAGAAAAGAGCUUUGAUGGUCGUAGGAGACAAGGGUCAGGGCUUGGCAGCCAUGCAACGGCGCAUGGUAGCCGAUGGCACCAACCGCUUCAGUGCCCCAGUGGAAUUGACCAAGAUGCACCACGUGGGCUUCAUUGACUUUAGCAAGUUCGGCAGGUUGACAAUGGUUGAGAUCAAUGCUGCUGUUGAUUGGUGCAAGCAAAUUUUGCAUCAGAACGAGAACUACAGCAUGGUCUUCGCAGUGGCACCCUUGCUUGCCAGCGAGGGUGUGCUUGGUGGUCUACGCGGCGAGAUGCGUAGAAUUGAGGACAAGCUGGUGGACAACGGAAUGGAAUGCAAGACCUGCAGCAUUCCAUUUGACGUCAGCGAGUAUUCCACGCCAGAAAGUGGUACGCUGUUCACCCACGAGCAAGGCACCAUCAAGGCCAUUCUGGAAGCAGCACUCAGCCGAGUCUCAACCAUGAAGCAACAGGGGUGUAUCAUUCAUCACUACACGUGCUACGAUGGAAAUCUCGAGAAGGUCGUGCUGGACAUGAUGGUGGAAUUGAGUGAGAGCUGCUACUUGGGACUUUUCUCCCAGUGCUCCCAGCAAAAUGUUUUUGAGCACGCUGUUACCACCGUGAAGGACAAGCUUUUGGAGGAAUGGAAGCAAGGAGCCAACCUGGUCGAUCCUGAUUGGAGAGUUCGGCUGAAGAACUUCGAUGACGUCUUCAAGCCAAGGGCUGACGCCAGGACAGAACCUACCCCCGCUGCUGCUGCUGAGAUUGACCUAGGCGUCGAAGGGCAAGCAGCGACGGUGACACAUGCAUCUGCGGUCAGCGAUUGCCCAACCCCAUCGGCUUUGUCAAAGGAGAAAUUUGAGCAGCAAUUCCCAACCGUUGCAGCCACUUGCAAUUUGAACAUGGCUGGACAAACCGUUUUGUGCAUGUUUGUUGAUGGAAAGGUUUUUGUGUCCUCGCCAACACACAAGAUCCGAUUGGUUGGCGUUGACAGUUCGAACCCAUGCCCAAUCUUCCUUUACUCCGCUGGAUCAUGGUUGGGAGACUCCUCGAAGGCAAAAGACUACAUUAGCAAGGCUGAGAACCAGAACAAAGCUGUGGAGUUUCGCUUGGAAUCCGGAGAGUCCAAGGUGGUCCUUGAGGAGCAGGGGACGCAAGGUGCUUCAGAUGGACCUCCAUCAUCCCUGUUCACGCUGAUUGUCUAG